UCCUCAAUAUGGAGUACGUACAGCAUAAUACUCUAUAUAAAGUAGUCAUAAGUAUCAACGAUUUUUAUUUUAAAUUUAUUUUCUUAUAUUUGUAAUUCCUUUAUUCUCUUUUAUCUGAUUCUCAUCAAUUCAUCUUAUUCAAUACCACCUCACCUUACUACUCCCCAAUUGUAACAUCUAUCAUCAAUAAAUCUCUUUAGCUUCUUAUAGACUCAAUUCAAUUAUUCCGAUCAAAUUUCCAAAAAAAAAAUUCAAAUUUUCAACGACCUCGGAUAAACUAAAAUAAUUGCAAAAUGUAUAGAACAAGUUUAAGACAAAUUACUUCUAAGAGACAAUUCUCAAUCUUAAACAAUAAAUUAAACAAAUGGAAUGAAAUUCCUUUAGCUCCUCCUGAUAAAAUUUUAGGUAUUAGUGAAGCUUUUGUUAAAGAUACCAAUACUAAAAAAAUUAAUUUAGGGGUUGGUGCUUAUAGAGAUAACAAUGGUAGACCAAUCAUUUUCCCAGCUGUUAAGGAAGCUGAAAAGAUUUUAUAUGGUUUAGAAACUGAAAAGGAAUAUACUCCAAUCAUUGGAUCUAAAAAGUAUCAAAAUAUUGUUAAAAACUUUAUCUUUAACAAUUCAAAUAAAGAUCCAAAUGGUAAAAAAUUAAUUGAUGAAGGUAGAAUUGUCACUUCUCAAACAAUUUCUGGUACUGGUUCCCUUAGAGUUAUUGCUGAUUUCUUAAAUCGUUUCUAUUCUUCUAAAAAGAUUUUGGUUCCAAAACCAACUUGGGCUAAUCAUGUUGCAGUUUUUAAUGAUGCUGGUUUACAACCUGAAUUCUAUAACUAUUAUGAUAAAUCUGCUAAUGAUUUAGAAUUUGAAAGUUUGAAAUCAUCUCUUUUAUCUCAACCAAAAGAAUCCAUUGUCUUAUUACACGCUUGUUGUCAUAACCCAACUGGUUUGGAUUUAACUCCUGAACAACAAGAUGAAGUCUUACAAAUUAUUCAAGAUAAAUCUUUCUACCCACUUGUUGAUAUGGCAUAUCAAGGUUUUGCUUCUGGUGAUCCAUAUAAAGAUAUUGGUUUCAUUAGAAAAUUGAAUAGUUUAGUUGUUGAUGGUAAGAUCAAUUCUUAUGCUUUAUGUCAAUCUUUUGCUAAGAAUAUGGGUCUUUAUGGUGAAAGAACUGGUUCUAUCUCAAUCAUUACUGAAAGUGCUGACCAUUCUAAAGCCAUUGAAUCUCAAUUAAAGAAAUUAAUUCGUCCAAUCUAUUCUUCUCCACCAAUCCAUGGUUCUAAGAUUGUUGAAGUCAUCUUUGAUGAACAAUAUCAAUUAUUACCAAAAUGGUUAGGUGAUUUAGAUGCUGUUGUUGGAAGAUUAAACACUGUUAGAUCUAAAUUAUAUGAAAAUCUUGAUAAAUCUUCUUACAAUUGGGAUCAUCUUUUAAAACAAAGAGGUAUGUUUGUUUACACUGGUUUAACUUCUGAACAAGUCAUUAAAUUAAGAAAUGAUUAUUCAGUAUAUGCCACCGAAGAUGGUAGAUUCUCAAUCUCCGGUAUUAAUGAUGGUAAUGUCGAAUACUUAGCUAAUGCCAUUAACGAAGUCAUUAAAAAGUAGAAUUUCUUUAUAUUUUUCUAUAUACUAAUUACUAUUUUU
This is a messenger RNA of Scheffersomyces amazonensis, 1631 nucleotides long. RefSeq names its product aspartate transaminase (gene AAT1). Lineage: Eukaryota; Fungi; Ascomycota; Pichiomycetes; Serinales; Debaryomycetaceae. Gene Ontology annotation, molecular function: L-aspartate:2-oxoglutarate transaminase activity; pyridoxal phosphate binding. Gene Ontology annotation, cellular component: mitochondrion. Gene Ontology annotation, biological process: biosynthetic process; L-aspartate catabolic process. The record is from RefSeq and is a predicted model, not a curated record. The coding region runs from base 294 to 1592 and encodes 432 amino acids. The transcript has a single exon.